ACGAAUGUAAGUCUUUACAAUAGUAGGGCAUUUUCAUUGCAUAAGCAACGAUUAUCCAGUAUCAAAGGAUAUGAGAAUAAGUAGAUCUCUAGUGUUAUAUCCAGAGUUGAGAAAAUGAGAUCUUAAUCAAUUAAUAGACGUAAGUAGAUAGAAUAAUAAUAACUUGGAGAAGAAAAUCAACGAAUAAGGUAUACAAUUCUGUAAUUUUAGGAUUAAAUUGUUGGAAAUAGCAAAUGAAAAGAAGACAUCAACUUAAUAAGUUAAAUUAUGUUAAGCAAAAAAGAAAUUAUAACAAUUAUUAAGACAUUAAUAGAAUAUGAUGGAGAAUCUUAUUUUGAUGAAAAAGAUAACCAAUGUGUAUUUAUUAUAAGAUAUUUAGAACAUCAUCCAUUACUCAUAGAGUUUAAGUGUAAGAUUUUUAAAUUAGUAAAUUAAAGUAACUUCAAAGAUAUCUACAAGAUGAUGAAAAGAGUUUUCAUAAGUAUAAAUACCUAUAACAAAGACCUUCAAUUAAUCAAAGUCCCAAUAUUUCAUAGUCAAAUUCUUACAAUACUUAGCAUACUAAAACUCUUGAUGCUGCUAACAUUAAAUUAUAAGAAUUUAGAAUGUAUUCAAAUGGAUAAUUACUUCAAUGA
Molecule: messenger RNA, 635 nt
Organism: Paramecium primaurelia
Lineage: Eukaryota; Ciliophora; Oligohymenophorea; Peniculida; Parameciidae
Source: the annotation of a GenBank genome assembly